AUGCAGCAGAGAAAAUCCACAUAUGGAAGGCCUACUGGAACGAACGGUUUCGAUUUCUCCUACCAGAUGGUUGUUGAAUCUAGGUAUCAAAGAGUAGCUGAAGGAAAGUCUCGCCUCUCUAAGCUAAUUUUUGUUCAGAAAUUUCAUCAAGUAGCUGCUUCAUGUAUUGGGAGUCUUGUAGCUAUGAUUUUGUUUCCCAUACUUAUGUAUUCUUUCCAAAUGGGUGCAACUGGUGCAGCAAUUUCCACAGUUGUGUCUCAAUAUGUUGUCACCUUCUUAAUGCUAUGGUUUCUAAAUAAGAGAGCAAUACUACUGCCUCCGGAGAUGGGAUCAUUACAAUUUGGAGGAUACAUAAAAUCUGGUGGUUUUCUUCUUGGAAGAACUCUUGCUGUUCUAACAACCAUGACUUUGGGGACAUCAAUGGCUGCUCGUCAAGGCCCGGUUGCAAUGGCUGCUCAUCAGAUAUGCAUACAAGUAUGGUUGGCUGUUUCGCUUCUGGUUGAUGCCCUGGGUGCAUCUGCACAGGCUUUGACUGCAAGUUAUAUGUCUAAAGGUGACUAUAAGACAGUGAAGGAAAUUGCUCACUAUGUGCUGAAGAUUUUUGAAUGUCUUACCCAUUGA
This is a messenger RNA of Humulus lupulus (European hop), 621 nucleotides long. Its product is annotated as protein DETOXIFICATION 45, chloroplastic-like. Gene Ontology annotation, cellular component: chloroplast. The record is from RefSeq and is a predicted model, not a curated record. NCBI's taxonomy places the organism in Eukaryota, Viridiplantae, Streptophyta, Magnoliopsida, Rosales, Cannabaceae. The coding region runs from base 1 to 621 and encodes 206 amino acids. The transcript has 8 exons.